Messenger RNA from Lathyrus oleraceus (garden pea), 850 nucleotides. Its product is annotated as transcription factor bHLH25. NCBI's taxonomy places the organism in Eukaryota, Viridiplantae, Streptophyta, Magnoliopsida, Fabales, Fabaceae. The transcript is spliced from 5 exons. Gene Ontology annotation, molecular function: protein dimerization activity. The coding region runs from base 125 to 703 and encodes 192 amino acids. The record is from RefSeq and is a predicted model, not a curated record.
UAACCACUAACUUAUCCAUGAAGUUUGGUUCAUUGCUUUUCUUGUAUUUGUCUUUUUCAUUUCUCUCAUUCAGUCUUCUCAAAUAUAUAUCCACAAUAUCCUUUCAUUUUUUACCACAAAAUUAAUGGAGGAGUCCGGAGAAAAUUGGCCUUGUGAUUCUGAUUUGGAAAUUUGUGAUGAUGUUAUUUUUGAAGACGGAGAAUCUGAAUCAUGUGAUGAGGAAAUUAGAGAUUCCACCGACAAAAAUGGGAGAUAUGAGAGGGACCUUAGAGAGAAAAUGUUGACACUUUCAGCCAUCAUACCUGGCUUGGAGAAGAUGGAUGACACUUCGAUCCUAGACAAAGCUAGACAAUAUGUGAAACAGCUUCAAGAACGUGUUAAUGAGCUAAAAGAAGAUGUUGGUCCAACCAAUAUUUAUAGCGACAAUUGUGGAACAAGUAAUCAUAAUAUUCUUCCUAAUGUGAAAGCAAGAGUGUUACAAAAGCAAGUUCUUAUCACAAUUCACUGCGAGAAACAAAAGAGUGUUAUGCUCAAAAUACUUACUCAUCUUGAAAAUCUUCAUCUUUUAGUACUGAGUAGUAGUGUCUUGCAAUUUGGAAAAGUCAAUUUUGAUAUCACCAUCGUUGCUCAGAUGGGAGAUGGAUACAAUAUUACAAUGGAUGAACUAGUGAAAACACUCAGAAUAGUGACCUCAACAAAGUAGCAUGUGAUUGUUACGUAAGAAACAGUUGUAAUACUAGUUGUAACUCUCUUUAUAAUCAUGGUUGUAGCUGUGGUAUUUUAUUUACUAUAUGUGUAAUUAGAGCCAUCUCAAAUUUUUGAAGAUCACGUAAAUUAAUUAUUGUUUAAC